This is a messenger RNA of Pararge aegeria (speckled wood butterfly), 3854 nucleotides long. RefSeq names its product small G protein signaling modulator 2-like. Gene Ontology annotation, molecular function: GTPase activator activity. Gene Ontology annotation, biological process: activation of GTPase activity. The coding region runs from base 107 to 3658 and encodes 1183 amino acids. The transcript has 23 exons. NCBI's taxonomy places the organism in Eukaryota, Metazoa, Arthropoda, Insecta, Lepidoptera, Nymphalidae. The record is from RefSeq and is a predicted model, not a curated record.
GUUUAGCUCAGCGUCCAACGAUCCAGCAUAAUUGAAUUGGUUAAAAAGUGAGACAUGUGAGUGUCUUCCGCGUAAAUAAUGCGACACAGUUCGUCGGCUUUCGACAAUGGCCGCACAAAAUAAAGUUGAAGGUGAGGCAGAAGAAAUGCCGGUGACGGCGGCAGACCCCUCCAUCGAGCAGAAAGAACGUCUGAUAGCAUCAGUCAAAAAAGAAGUCAAGCAGUUGAUGGAAGAGGCAGUCACCCGAAAGUUCGUUCACGAAGAAAGCGGCGGGGUGACCGCACUGUGUGGUGCGGUCGAAGCUUGCCUCGGUCAAGGGCUGCGACGACGUGCCCUCGGCCUCUUCAAGACCAGCUCUACAACCGCGCUCUUACAUAAGAUUGCCAAGCACUGUCCGGAGGCAGCCUUAGUGUCAGCAAGAGUGCUGGCAGCAGAGGGCACGCCAGCAACACGGUCAGCGUCUGGAGUGGAGAGGCGACCAUCAGCUCCGCGGCCACCUCUGUGCAAGAGAGGAUCUGGUUCUUUGUUGUCACAGUCACCGCCGCAAUCCAAAUACCUUUGGAUAAGGAUAGCUCUCUUCGAGCGUCAACUCGCUAAGAUCAUCGAGCACCUAGUAAACAACGCAACGAGGUACUACGAAAGAGACGCACUAGUAGCAGAUCCUGACUACGGCAGCAUCCUUAGCUCACUGCUCGUCGGUCCUUGCGCCCUGGAGUAUUCCAAGGCAAAAGCGCCGGCUUGCUUCUGGACAGAUCCUCCAGCGGAUGAACUAGUCCAGAGGCACAGGAUGUCUGCUGGUACAACAACACCACCGUCUGUACGGAGACCGAUCCUCAGUUUUCGGAGAAGCCUCAACGCUUCAUCUGAUGAUGGUGGUUCGGUUACAACAGGUGCGGGAAAUGCAGCGGCGUCUAGUGCCAAAGAUUAUGUUGAAAGCUUACAUCAGAAUUCUAGAGCUACGCUAUUAUACGGAAAAAACAAUGUUCGCGUGCAACCAAAAGACUUAGUGGAGCCGAUGCCUGGCUACCUAAGUCUGCAUCAAACAUCUGCUGGGCUGGUUAUCAAAUGGACUCCUAAUCAACUGAUGAACGGUUAUGCCGAAAGUGAAGGCAUUGACAAGAGUAAGCUACGAUGGCACCCAGUGCAUGCGUCGGCGUGCCCUCACGAGUGUAUUCUGUGCAGUGUAGAACCUUGCAGUGUGUAUAGAAGACGAUGUGCCGGUCCGCUUUGUAUCGACUGUGUUUACUGGGCAAUGUCGCUACAAGUGUGCGUAUGGGAAGUGGUUUAUGUCCACGUGCAUCGAUCCCAAGCUAGCGAUGCUCUGAUAUUGGUCGGCCAAGAUGGAGUUCAGCGACCACCUAUACACUUCCCAAAAGGGGGACAUUUACUAUCGUUUCUGAGCAAUUUAGAAACUGGAUUGCUACCACAUGGACAAUUAGACCCUCCUUUAUGGUCUCAAAGAGGUAGUGGAAAGGUGUUUGGUCGUGGAAAAACUCGCAGACGGCCGAUGCCUAGCCUGUGCGAGAGUGGAGAAUCUGAGGAACAGGAAGACGUGGCUGGAGAUUACGUUUUUCGAAUUGUUAAUAAUGCUAUUGCUGAUAGAGAAGCCAUGCGGCAUUCAUUACUGGAACGCGUAGUGCAUUCACCGCCGCGGACACCGCGACGACCUUUAGCAUCUACGUCAACGACAUCCUCGGAUUCGUCUACAAUGUCCGUGGACUGUCCAACGUCCGCUGGGUUGAAUGGACCCCCACCCACCGUACCAACGCCGAAUCCUAUAGUGGAGGAAACAGCAUCUAUCGAAUUAGUAUGCAGUACGAUGCGUCGUCAGAUAAUCUCGAGGGCAUUUUAUGGCUGGCUCGCAUAUUGCCGACAUCUGUCUACCGUGCGUACUCACCUCAGUGGUCUAGUUCAUCCAAAUAUUAUACCUAGAGAUGACACCGAGGAUGGUUUAACAGAAGAAAUAUGGCGAUCAAUGAUGGAUAAUCGAGGCGUAAUCAGCGAUAAGGAUGAAGUUUAUCGAAUAGUUUACUAUAGUGGAGUACAGCAUGAUAUGAGAAGAGAAGUGUGGCCUUUCCUACUUGGAUAUUACGAAUUUGGAUCAACAGCUGAGGAAAGAAGUGAACAGGAUUCGACAUAUCGGCGACAAUACGAGACAACUAUGUCUGAAUGGUUAUGCGUAGAAGCUAUUGUGCGACAAAGAGACAGAGAAGCAACAGCUGCAUCGAUCGCACGACUGACUGAAUCUUCAGGUAAACCAAGGCCGGAUGAAAAUGAAUCUGCUGAGGUAUUUGAAGAUGACUGCAGUGUAAUAUCAGACAAUCCACCGAUAGUCUCACCAGAGCCUAGUGAGAACGAACAAAAGAAAACUGAAUCUAAACCAGUUCUCUCAAGAGCGCCAAGUAUAGACGAAGUUGACAAUAUUGAAAUGGACUCAGAAGAGAAAGGGAAUGAUGAUGAUAAUAUUAACGGGGAGACUGAAACGAGUGAUAGCAGAGAACAUAUUGAUAUUGAUAGUCUUAAUGAUAUAGAUGAUGAUGACGAUGAUGAAGAAGUGUAUAUUAAGAGCGUUGUUGAAAACCCUGAUAUGAGAAGAGAAAGUAUAGCUGAAAUUAAGAGAUUAGCUGAAGGAAUAGUACAAAAGGGUGAUGGCAGAGGGUUAUUAUGUAGUGUAGAUAGUGCUAAUGGAACCAAAUUGAAUGGUAAUGAUUUUAGGUCGUCCAUAGAUGAAAGUCAACCGAGUACACAUCAACAACAUACUAGUGUAAUUAUAACUAAUCCUUCAGUUGAUAUAGCACCGUCAGCUUCGCCUGUUUCUGGCGGCACUACAGCAAAUAUUAGCCCAGCGCGGAGUCCCUUGGGUGUUGUUCGUGAAGAAUCGCACUCAGCAGGAGCCUCUUUCGAUACUCUGGAACCGAGUGAUGCACGUCCUGACAAUCGAUCUAACUGUGUCUCUCCUGCUAGCUCUAAUGGAGGAGUUUAUUCAAACGAAUUAGUGGAGAGCUUUGCACUCAAUCUACAUCGAAUUGAAAAGGACGUACAAAGAUGCGACAGAAAUUAUCCUUUCUUCACCGAUGAGAAUCUGGAUAAGCUCAGAAACAUAAUGUGCACAUUUGUUUGGGAGCACCUAGAAAUGGGUUAUAUGCAAGGUAUGUGUGACCUUGCAGCCCCAUUACUGGUGGUAAUGAAGGAAGAAGCCGUGGCUCACGCGCUGUUUUCUCGUAUUAUGUCACGAGCUAGGGACAACUUCCCAUCAGGUCAAGCUAUGGACGCUCACUUUGCUGAUAUGAGAUCAUUGAUCCAGAUUUUGGAUUGCGAGCUGUAUGAGUUGAUGCACGCACACGGGGACUACACGCAUUUCUACUUCUGCUACCGCUGGUUCCUACUCGACUUCAAGCGUGAACUUCUGUAUCAAGAUGUUUUUUCAGCAUGGGAGAUGAUAUGGGUCGCACGAUUCGUAGCCUCGGAGCACAUGGUGCUGUUUAUCGCACUUGCUUUACUCGAGACUUACCGGGACGUAAUAUUGGCGAAUUCCAUGGACUUCACGGACAUCAUUAAGUUCUUCAACGAAAUGGCUGAGCGUCACGACGCUUCCGCAGUGUUAUCUCUAGCCAGAGACCUAGUUCUGCAAGUCCAAACUUUAAUAGAGAACAAAUAGGGUUCAAAAUAUUACAAUGCACAGAUCUCUUAGAGGCAAUGAUCAAUGUAAUGUAAUUCAUCAUAAACAGAUGUUCAAAUAAUAGUAGAAUUAGAAAUUAGACGAUUCUUAUAUAUAUCAAUUUUAUCAAGUUUUAGACGAAUGUGACAGUGUUGUUUAACCGUAGGAAUCGUAUUAUACGUAGGGACUUGACCUG